CCCUUACAUGAAGCUGAUGCACCCGUUCAUCAUUGGCGGCGUUGCCACCUGUACACUUUUGCCAAGAUUCAGGACACCAUGUGCGAGUCUGAGGUGUACGCCAACGACCCCGCGCAACCCCGAAGUAUGCCGAAAUUCAGGCCAGGAAGCACAAGGCCGAGGGCCACUAAAUUUUUGCGACGCCGCAGAGGUUUGUCUUUAAGUGUUUCUCUGUCCUUGAAUACAUCU
Molecule: messenger RNA, 228 nt
Organism: Linderina pennispora
Lineage: Eukaryota; Fungi; Kickxellomycota; Kickxellomycetes; Kickxellales; Kickxellaceae
Exons: 2
Source: RefSeq, a predicted model, not a curated record